AUGGUGGCGAUUUUUAUAUUAAUUAAAGGACUAGUAGGGUCUGAGUACAUUGUGAAUAUUGCGUCUCAAUCCACAUGGGUAAAUCCUGGGGACAAUUAUGUGGCGUACUGCAAUAUCCCUGACCUUGGGGCGCUCGACAUUAUCAUUAACUUGAAGGUCAAGUGGCUCCACAACAAUCAACCAUUGACCAGUCUGUGUGAGUUCCUGUCAUCUGAACACGCCCAGAAGUAUUCCUGCAAAGUUCUGUCACCACAGCAGAACAACGUCAGCUUAGAACUCACAGUAUUAAAUGUUCAGAAAGCAGAUGCAGGGAAUCUAACCUGUGAUGUGUAUGAGAAGAUCAAGGAGAAUGAGCACUGGGUCAGGGAUGAAUUGGUGGCCAUAAAAUCUCUGGCUAUACAAGUCAGAGAGCCAAUCAAAAGUAUGAUGUUCAGGUUUGACGCCAACAAAGACGAAUAUCUCACCCUAGACAACAAUGAGACCCUUCACGCAAUGGAGGUCUUAUCUGGCAAGUACGCCCCCUCUUGUGAGGCGAUCGGUGGCAUGCCAAAAGCCAAUGUCCAGAUCAUGAUGGGCGACCAGAUGAUGCAGGGGAGGAUCAUGGACAUAGAAAACAAGAUGGGCACGGAAUUUGUUGCCGAUGCGACAGAUUUCAGAGGCAACAGCCAAAUUAAUGUAACGUGUACUGCAGAAGUUGAAGGACUACCCAACUCAGAAAUGCAACUAACCUAUCGAGUAGUGGUCAGACAAAGAGAUCCUAAAUUCAGGUGUACCAAUACAUCUGCUGCUGUUAACAACAAACGACACAAAAUUACAUGUGAAGUGUACGAUGUUGACGGUAUUUCUUGUAACAACAUCUUGUGGAAGCGAGGAGACACUGGUGAAGAUUAUGAGCCCGGCAGCUAUUUCAAUAUCAAUAUAGCUUGUACGGAAGUAACUAUUUCUAAGAUAAAAACGACGUUGGAGAUUCUGCAGGUGACGGCGGAGUAUUUUAAGACACCGUUCAGUGUCAUUUACAAUGACACACUGUCCCACACAAAAGAGUUCCAGCUUAUAAUUCCGGAAGCUAAAUACAGAAACUCGGGAGCGGCCCUGCAGACAUCUCUUGCAUUAAUAUAUUCUAUGUUCUCAUUGGUGUUUUGUUACAAAUACAGUGACUAGGCAACAAAAACAAAGAAAACAAAUAGUAAAGUUGCAAUUAAAGACCUUUUUUGUUUCACCGUGUAAAGCAUAAAGUUGCAUUUUAGUUGACUAUGUAGCAGAGUUUCUUGUCAGAUCCAAAACCCAACCUGAUUUAUUUAAGGUAUAUCACUCCUCAUGUUUUGAUUUCAUUGCGCAGAUGUUCAUUAUAUUUUAAAUGAAUAUGAUUUUAUUAAUUUAAACCUCACAAAAAGAUCAUCAUUUCAUAAUUACACAACAUUCGUAAAGAAAAUCCAUUUGAAUUCAAGAAACGAACAAGUUUUGGGGGGAACUAUUUUCUCGUGCGGAAGGUUUUUAAGUCGAAAAUGACAGAAACAAGCAAUUUUAUGAAUUUUCAAUAUACUUUUCUUUUUAUAAUACUUUAUUCAUUAUUCUCAUUUUUAACAUUUGAUAGCUUUGUGACAUGUUCUAUAGGUUCUCUAUGACUUGUACUAAACUAAAUUUUGAGAGAGUGAUAGACCUUUAGCAUAAAAUCAUGCAAAUAUAUAGAAAAUGUCUGAAUUUUUUGAAGCCAAAUUUUGCAAUAAUUUUACCUUUGAAGCCAUGUAUCUAAAAUUUGAAAUCACUGACCCCCAUGUUUUAUUAUGUCAAAAUGAUACUGAAUACAUAUGUAGGCAAACUGGAUUAAUCUUCUAAAAUUCUUGAUAUUCAAAAUGUUUUUAUUUCAAAUCAAAUUGUAACUAUUAUAAAAAUUGUCUAUUUUAAGUGCAAAAAGGUCAUACAAACAUUUAUGCAGCUUCAUGCAAUUUUUUUUCGUAAUCCCUCUAUUCAGUGUGACCAUUGUACAUAAUUAAAAGCAACAUUUUAAAAAAAGAGUUUGCUUAAUCGAAAAUUCUGAAACAAAUCCUAAUCAGGCUGAAAUCGCAUUUUAGGUGCAAAAAGGUCAAAUUUAUUUGACCAUAACUCAGAGGGAUGAACACUGACCUCCCAUUAUCUUUGUAUUAUUUAAGUGUGUUUUGUCUACAGAUUUCAAUAGAAUACUUCUCAAGAAAUUCUUGAUACAAGAAGAUUGAGGAGUGGGAUACCUUAAGAUACCAUUUUAAAAAAAUAGUGUUGAUCAAAAUAUGUGAAUUUUAAUAAGAUUAAGAAAAUGGUUUGUGAUAUCAAAAUUUAACAGAUUUUUUUAGAUUCAGAAAAAAUCAGUUUCUUAAAUAAGCUGAAAACAUUAUUGCAGGGAAUAUCUUUUCUGCAGUAAUCUGUUGAAACUCUGUGUGAAACUUUUAGAUUGUUUUACUAUGCUUAUGUUUCCUAAUGUUUUUAUUAUGUUUUAAAAAUCUAUUUUGAUACGUUUUAACUUUCAAACCAUCUGAUUUUCAGAAAACAGACUGUAUAUAUCACUGCGCAUCUUUUUACACAUUCUAA
Molecule: messenger RNA, 2562 nt
Organism: Magallana angulata
Lineage: Eukaryota; Metazoa; Mollusca; Bivalvia; Ostreida; Ostreidae
Exons: 9
Coding region: 1-1161 (386 amino acids)
Source: RefSeq, a predicted model, not a curated record